AUGAAACGUGAAGAAGCCAGUGAAGAUAUCGAAGGGGCUCUGUUGGUUCUUAAGGGAUACAAUGGCUUUUCCAAGAUGCAGAAAAUUGUGCAUUGCUGUUUCUGUGGUCUUUUGACCUUGGCUGUUCUGGCUCUGCUUAUAACCUAUGACGGCAGCGCUGAAGGCCAUCUAGAUACUUCAAUUUGGAGUUUAUUGUUUGGUGGAUGCUAUUCUUUGUUUGCAUGGAGAAUGGGAGCUUUGGCUGGACUUAAAGUUUCCGUUUUCGUUGGGCUUAUACUCAUCCUUUCGGCACAAAGCAUGAUUACGCUUUUGCAAUACUUUGGCAAGGAUACUUGGGCCGUAGCUUUUGGAGCAUUCUUGGAACUAGGAAAACACAUCUUUGGUGUAAAUCUCGGUCGUUUUGUCAUAUGGAAUAAUUCUUAUGGUAUUCUUGUACUGUGGUUGUACAUGGGUCUUUUUUCUACCACAGUGGACUGGUUGAACAAGAAAGUAAUUGGUUUGUUUGGGUAUUCUUUUGUGCUUCCCUGGGUUCUUGGUCUAUUCGUCUAUGAUGUUAUAUUCAUGGUCCAGCCAUCGUUGGCUCGCCCUCCUCGAUCGUUCAAACCCCAUGAUUGGACACUUCAUAUUGGUGGAGCUACUAAUAUAGUGAUGCUCCAUUUUAUUAGUCUAUUAGAUCCUGGUGAGUUUAAUACCCUUCUAGAUAAAUAUUACGGGAAGGGGAUUGUUGCUUGUCUCUUCAUAUCCAGUUUAUUUAUUGCCCUUUUCGGGUCUCUGGUAAAAGCACAAACACUGGCGUCCUUAGCCAGAGACAAACCUGGUCAAAAUGAUCUUCAGGCUCAUUCAGAUACACACGAUACUAAAGAGAGUGCUUUUAAUGAAGAAGCGUUGAGGAAGGGAAAUAUGAAUGGAACAAUCUAA
Molecule: messenger RNA, 918 nt
Organism: Candidozyma haemuli
Lineage: Eukaryota; Fungi; Ascomycota; Pichiomycetes; Serinales; Metschnikowiaceae
Exons: 1
Coding region: 1-918 (305 amino acids)
Source: RefSeq, a predicted model, not a curated record